CCGCGGUCAUCCAUAUUGUUCACCAGAAAAAGUAUGGCUACUCACAGCAGACGAAUUCCUUCGACAUGUCCUAAAGCGAUAUUGUUUGAUUUGGACAACACGCUGAUCCCGACGCGCCGCGGGGACCAAGCGGCAUGUGACAAGGUGGGUGAAAUCCUGGUGCAGCAACAUGGAGUCCCUGAGAAUGUGGCCAGCCGCAUUGUCCAGAGUUUCCUCAUCAACUUUCGCUUGUGUCCAGCUCAACCAGAUGGAGGCCUUGAUGAAUGGCGGAUGAUGCUUUGGGCCCAUGCUCUUGGAGAUCAGUAUGCUGACAUUGUUGGAAACAUCUACCAACAAUGGUUGGCCCUACGCUGGCGCUUCCUUUCUCUACAACCCGAAGUCAAGCAGCUGCUGGUUCGGCUGCGAGAACGCUUUCUCCUCGCCAUUAUUACCAAUGGUCCUUCCAACCACCAGUGGGAGAAAAUUCACAACCUCAGCAUAGCUCCAUACUUCGACCAUAUUGUAGUAAGUGGAGAUUUACUUUGGGAGAAACCAGAUCACCGCAUAUUUUUGGAAGCCUGUGAAACUCUAGGUGUAAGACCUGUUGAUUGUCUAAUGAUUGGAGACAAGCUGGAGACAGAUAUAUUGGGUGGGCAUGAGGCUUCACUUGGUGCAACUGUUUGGGUUCCACUUUCGUCAGCUUCUUUAGAGAAUAAGCUUUUGAAUGGAAAUGAUAACUGUCGCCCUGAUCACACAAUCAAAAGUGUAUUGGAUCUUCCAUCAGUACUUUCUAAAGAUUCUGAGCCUCCUGCUUUCCUGAAAGCCAAACACAAUCCCAUCAAUCGCAUGUUGUCUCGUGUCAGUAUGUUUGACAUGGAGGAUACGAACAGUAAUGCCAGUGAUGGGAGUUAGUGACAUCAUGUCUUGAACGUAUGGCAUGUGCAAAACACUUUGACGUUUCAAUUCGCCAGAAUUAAAGAAAACAUUGAUUGAUAAAAAAUUGUUGCUAAGAUUGAGCAGAUAAAAUGUAACAUGUUUCUAUAUGCGGGCAUAUAGAUUUUACUUUGCAAGGUUAAUGUGUUUUGUUCUUUAUGGAAUAGAUUCUAGUUUUUUUUCCUGUCUUAGAUCUCUGGAUGCAGGUAGAGUCAUUCCAUUGCACACUACUUAAUACCAAGUAGAAUGUAUUGUUUUUUAUUUUGUAGUGAUGUUUUCUGACAGAGGUGCAUAUUUUACAAGCCUCAUAUUACCUCUCAUAUUGUUAAUUUGCUUCCUUUUUAGUGGUGUAGGUGGUGAUCGCAGUCAUAUCACCUUUAUUUAGUCAGUGUAAAUACAAUGAUUUGCUUAUUCAUUCAUUGGACAACAAUUUUACAUAUGGUCUUAACUGCAAAAUUUUGUUGUAAAUCAGUUUUGUUGGUAGUGAAACCUACAUUCAAUUAAUCUAUGAUGACGUCAGUGAUUAUUUCGCUGGGAAGAAAAAAAAGAAAAUGCCUUAUCUGAUCUGAAUUCACAAAUCUUAAGCACAAUACACAACGAAGUACUAUAUUUUUUAUGUGUUUGCAGUCUCUUCUGACCAAAGGUAUCAAAUGGUUGUAGGAUGUUUUAGUAGUGUAAGGAAAGCAUACUCUGAUCAUAUCUUUGUUGAUUCAUUUUUUUUUUUUUUCUCGUGGUUCAUUAAUCCUGUGAGUGUAUGAAAACUAGUCCAUCAUCCUCAUUUCUUUUUUUCAAAAUACUAUUUUUUUUUUUUUUAUCUUUGUCCAACCCCUUCAUUCACAACAUAUAUUAACUUGACGUGGGUCUUUGAGCUCAAAUAGGAAUAUUUCUAUCAUGCACUUUGUGCUGUAGUCCCCCCAAGCAAGUUUGCAAUUCAUUUCUACCCUAUUGCUGGUGAGUAGCCAGAAAAAUUUUCUGAGGAGCUUGAAUGUUUAGCUUUUUAUGAGGUUGAUACAGAGAGGGAGACCCUCUUAAUCUACUCCCGAAGUAGAUUGUUAAAGGGCAAUCACAAUCUCAUUCAGCUACGCGCAUAUGGUCAAUUGUAAAUGUACCUGACCCGAACUUUAGAUUGUUUUUGUCCUCAGCUGCACUCUGUAAGCCCCUUCUUGCUUUCCUUUCGUCCAUUCAUAUAAUUGUUACCAGAUGUGUGCCACUGCCACAUAUUCAGGCCAGUUUUGUUGUUGUACCUGUACAUGAAUGUGAUGGUUAAUACUGUGUACUUAAUUCUUUUUAUGUCUCAAUCCUAGUCAUGUAUUUGAUGUUGAUACGCUUAAAGUGACGUAUUUUUCAUUCCUUUACAUGAAUUUUUAAAAUCUAUUUUAUGUCUAAGCACUUAAGUAGUAGAAGCAGGAAGUCAAUUGACAAUGUCUGUUUAAAAAUACACUUUCCCCCUCCCCUUGUUUUUGCCAGUGUGGUUGUCCACAUGAGAUGUAUAUUUUAAACAUGAGUUGUGAGAUGUAGACUAUGGAUACUGCUCAUUUCAGAAUAAUUAUACCCUAAGUAAUGUAGAAAUUGAGGCUGUGCAUCAAGGGUCUUCAGAAUAUAAGUUUAGAAUAGUUCCAGUUCUUUUCUAUAUUGAUCAUUUUAUUUCUGCUUUGCAACAUUUUUGUUACACCUAGAGAGCAAGAAUAUUAACAUCAUUUUCCUUUUUCCCUUUUUUUAAAAAAAAGAAAGUGAAAAAAAGAGGGAAAAGCAUUGAAACAUUUGCUUUUUCUAUAUUAGGUUGUUGUUCUAAAAUUGUACAAAAUGAAUUUACACUUAGUGUUAUUAUAAUGACUUAUGUUUUCACUUUGUAUAUCAUGGGCAUCUCUGAACUGUGCUGAAAUCUUGUACUGUGUUUUGCGGUGAUAUAUGUCUUGUAUCUAACACAAUUUUUCGCUCUUCAGGAUUUUUUAUUUUUUUAUUUUAUUUUUUGGCCUAGUGCCCUUUAACUAUUAGAUCUGACUAUGUGUACGUAAAGAUCAACGAAACAAUGAAAAUGCUCUGUUUUAUGUAAGGUAUGAGUAAAACUAUUACUACGUAUCAUAUCAUUGACCGGAUUGCUCACUAAAACAAAAGAAAUCGACUAGCUUUAGUGAUUUUGGUGCCUGCUUUCCGUUAACACAUUAUUAUACCGUGAGAAACUGAAUGUACGCUUAUAAGUUGUUGAUUGAUAUUAUUAAGACAUUAUUUUUUCAAGUUUCAGUCUAAUGUUUCAAUUUUAUCUUCUAUGAACUUUUCAAAGCUGGCGACUGAAUUUUGCUUUCAAUUUAAAAUGUCAGCCAUUUGUCAAGAAUUCUAUUUCAUAUUUUUCUAUUUUCAUUGUUUAUUAUAUGAGAAUUCUUAUUGAGCUAUGCUGCAAGUUACUUUGGUAGCUAACACCAUUGCUCCCUGUUGUUUCAUUUUAAGGUCACAAUCCAUUUGAAUCUGCUGUAAUACCCUUGAUUUAUAUAGCUGUAGUGACCAUCUGUAGCAGUAUUAUGACAAUCAUAAAAUUGUUUUCACAUGGAAGUGCAAGUAUAGUAUUGCUGCUAAUACUUAUCCAGUUAGGUAUGACAUGUUUCACAGGACUCUUUGUAAUUUCAUGCCUUGCUAACUUAGCUAACAGACUUUCCUGUAUGUCUAUGUGCUUAUCAUUCUUUCUAAAUGUAGGAAAAUUAAAAUCUUUUCAAGCAUUAUUAGAAGUGGAAUAAUUGGAUUUGUGCAAUCAAAUUCGAGAAGUCAGCUGGCAUGUAGAUACAUCUCUAUCGUCAAGUUAACUUUUCUUUCAGUCUGUGUUUAAAGCUUUUUAUGAAUGUUACUUAGUACAGAGUGGAACUGAAAUAAAGAAAUUUUCUUCGUGGAGUGUUGAGGUGGAAUAGGAAAGCAAUGCUGUGUCCUGGAACUGAUUUGGACUGUUUAGAUGUGAUAUAGAGGUAUUGUUUUGAGUAGUGAUGAUUGUCUCUCUUUUGUGGGCUGCAACUCACAAAGCAUUUGCCUACAAAAUAUCCAUGCAUUACAAUAAUCUAAUCUAACAUGAGGUUGUUUUUUGUUUUUAUUAUCUUGAACCUUGCAGUUGUAAGAAUUUGCCAUUUUGAAAGCGUAUUUCUUUGAGCUUUGGGUGUAGAUUAUAGCUUUAGAAUGAAUAAAAUGUAUUUGCAAUAGAGAA
This is a messenger RNA of Frankliniella occidentalis (western flower thrips), 4096 nucleotides long. Its product is annotated as N-acylneuraminate-9-phosphatase. Bases 34 to 891 code for a protein of 285 amino acids. NCBI's taxonomy places the organism in Eukaryota, Metazoa, Arthropoda, Insecta, Thysanoptera, Thripidae. The transcript is spliced from 3 exons. Gene Ontology annotation, molecular function: hydrolase activity. The record is from RefSeq and is a predicted model, not a curated record.